Messenger RNA from Eublepharis macularius, 2719 nucleotides. RefSeq lists its product as uncharacterized. The coding region runs from base 197 to 1699 and encodes 500 amino acids. Lineage: Eukaryota; Metazoa; Chordata; Lepidosauria; Squamata; Eublepharidae. The record is from RefSeq and is a predicted model, not a curated record. The transcript is spliced from 7 exons.
CAAGAGGAAGAGGCAACGGAGGGAGACCCGCGGCCGCAGCAAGGGUUUCUCCCGACUGGAGCCUGAGCACCGUUUCUGUUUGGGGCAGGGAGGGAAGGAGCGAAAGAUGCGGACAGCGGAGCCGUCCUUCGCCGUAACCUCAUCCGAAUAUCAGCAGGGCUGACCCAUUGGAGACCGGCUUAAAGAAGGGAGGUAUAUGGAAAUGGCUAGAAAACGUGAACAUUUUGGUCUAAGCUAUUUGGAAGAACUAACUAUACUUAAAGAGCGUGAAAACAUAUGCAAAGAAUCUCGGCUGGAAUUUCUGAAGUUUAAACAAACAGCUAAUGCUCAAACAAAUCUGAACAAACCUGUAUGUGAAGUUACACCACCAGAUCAAGCACAUCAGCUAGUACCUUAUUCUCUCCAGAGUUCACAGAGACCACCCCUGCUUCUUGAAAACACAAAUCUUCCUGUAGACUGGGAUACUUCUAAAAGUUUGAAAAGAGUAGAUCUUUCUCCUGAUGUAACAGUCAUGGGACAUCAAACACAACGUCUUGAAACUAAACAAAAGAAAUCUCACAAAAAAGAAGACACUAUGAUAGACAAUCACUUAGCUGAGGAUGAAAAGGGGCCAGUAGCAAUAGCCUCUUUAAUAGGCACUACUAAAAAAGUCAGCAUGUUAAAGAAACCAGAGCCCCCACCAAAGCCAAGAUCCAGAAAGUUGGUUCAUGCAAAAUCUGUGUUUGAGAAGCCUCUCUCCCCUCAACAAGUAGUUCAUGAUACUGAACAGCCAGCACAAAAAAUGUAUUCUCAGCAUAAGAUUAUGGCAAAUGUAGGAACCAGCUCUGACAUAACAGAAAUGGAAUGCUCAAGUAUUAUGGACUCCAGUUCAAGUGAAAAGUUAAUUAAAAUGUCAAAAGAAAUUUCAAAGCCAAGUAUACUAAAAACACUUAUUGAGUUAGAAGAGCCGUAUAGUAAAAAAAUCAGCAAGGUAUCUAAUGCAAAGUCUAUUUCAGGAUCUCUGCAAGAAGCUAGAGACAUGAGAAGAUCAAAGCUAUCUGAAAAGUUUUCCCCAAAGAGUAGGUCACAAAUACAGGAUUCCAUUCAAAAGUUUCCUUCUGGAGUUCUUCCACGAUCUAUUGAUGAAAUAAUUGCAUCCUUGCAGUCUACAGCUCCUACCCCUUCAGAUCUGAGAAUCAAAGAACUUCUGGAGAGUGUUCUUGGCCAGGACUACAACAUAAAAAUAGAAUCACCAGUUGACGUUCCAGUGAAGCCCGAGACAAAAGAAGAAAUCUCCAUCUACUCGUCUCAGCCACAAGUCACUGAAAGGGAAAUUCAGCUGAGCAUACUGGAAAUGCCAUCUAAAGAAGCUGUGUCAGUGAAAAUGGAACAAUUAAAAAUGGAACCUUGGGUUGAAGAACUUGGAUCUCCAGCUAAACGGGCAACACUUGCAGAUAGUGAACAAACACAACUGGAUACAUCUCAAAGAUCACGAUUGGAGAGUAUGUCCCUCCCAACAGAGCAAGAGUACAUAGAAGUGGAAGAAGAUACCCCCAAAGCUAAGCACCAUCUGGGAGAGGAGCAGAAGCGCCCUGGCAGCAGACUAUCCCAGAUUUACGCCAGCAUAACUCCCCCUACGAUGGCACAGCAGCCCAGUGCUGCUUCACUCUGGUCUCUUACCAGCCACCUGGCCAAGGUGGCUGAGUGUGGGCAUAACUAGGGUGUAAGUCCCUGCAACUGUGUGGCAGGGGGCAGGCUGGUGGGCAGGGCACAUGUUCGUUAGCUUCCUAAGCUGUUUUGGGCACAGGAAUGCCCCCAGCAGCAGUGGAAAGUUAUGCCACAAAAAAUGAUGGCGUAGCCCAUAGGCACCCAUUGUACAGGAAAAUUCAAUCACCUCCCCUGUGCUUUCCCCCCUCAAGCAGCUUGGAGGUGCAUAGGAUCCUGACUAUUAUAGGGACCAAUUUGUUCGUGCCCCUGCGGUGGCCAAGCCUCCUCCCUGUGCCCAAUCAGCUAAACAGUCACCCUAUAUAACCUCUAGCUGGGGCAUCCAUUACCUCAGGUAAGCGAGGUGGGUAGAGGCUUUGCCCAAGAGCCCCCUGCCAUGGGGACUUAGAGCAUGAGGUGGGAGAUGGUGCUGGUGGUGGCGGGGCAAGAGUGCGCAGAGGGAACUUUGUGAAAUCUGGUGCAUGGCUCACACUCACAUAUGGGAGGAGAGUCACAUCCAAAAUGCCUAACAAUUAUUACCCGAGUUCCCUUACAGGUUACUUGACCCCUGAGUCCUGGCUUGGGGAGGAAUGAGGGCACACUGACAGGUAAGAAGGAAUUGGGGAGGUAGCUGCCCUAGCUCGCUCAUUCACAUCAGUCUCUCCUCUCCCCACACCCACAUGCCCCUAAUCACUGGUCUCUGCAGUUGAGGCUUAUUGGGGAGGGUGCAGCCCCUGCCUGUGAGCUGUGUGGCCCAUGUCUGCCAUAGAAGCAGUUGCCUAGGGAGCCAUGCUUAAUAUAUCUGUUUCAGGGGAAUACCAGCAGUCCAUGUCAGGACUCCAUCUAGACUUCCUCAGCUGGGUUCCCCCCUUGGGCAGAGGAGAGAGUGCAGUUGUGGGCUAGAGUGUCUGGAUGCUUGCUCUUAUAACUCCUCCAUAAUGGCGUCUGUAUAAACCCAUGACUAUCUUCCUCCCAGGAUCAGAACUCCAAGCAGACGGGAGCAGAACAUUCGGAUAUGGAUGAGGAGCACUUUCCU